Messenger RNA from Temnothorax curvispinosus, 1829 nucleotides. RefSeq names its product THAP domain-containing protein 5-like. NCBI's taxonomy places the organism in Eukaryota, Metazoa, Arthropoda, Insecta, Hymenoptera, Formicidae. The coding region runs from base 103 to 1152 and encodes 349 amino acids. The transcript has 3 exons. Gene Ontology annotation, molecular function: sequence-specific DNA binding. The record is from RefSeq and is a predicted model, not a curated record.
CGCAUGUAUCGUCCUUGAGGCGGGUCACGGGUGCCAUUUACAAGAAGAAGAUAGGAUUUUGUUAUUUGUUAUAUUAUUGUCGAAGAUUAUAGACAUAAUAAGAUGACAUUAUGUAGUGUAAAAAAUUGCAAAAGCAACCACAGAUCAGGAAGUAGUGUACAUUUUUUUCGGUUUCCUCUAAAUAAUGAAAAUCUUCUGAACAGAUGGCGUGCUGUUGUUGGAAAAGCAGAUUGGAAACCGAAAAAAACAAGUAGAAUUUGUAGUCUGCAUUUUAGUGAAAAAGAUAUUAUACGAGGCAUGGGAUAUAAAUAUUUUUAUUUACGUGAAAAUGCAGUACCAAGAGAUUAUUCUUCACGUGUCACAAAAAAAGAGCAGAUUAUCUGCUCAAUGUUAAAGUCAAAAGAGACGUACACGACUGCUAAUAAAUCUGUAAGCUCCAGUAAAACUUAUGUCUUGGACAAAAGUGCUGUAGAGGAUCACAACUAUUCAAAUAAUGAUAGUACUAUGAUUGAAAAUGAUGGAUCAAAUACAUUUGGCACUCAAGAUUCAAAUCACGUGGUUCAAAAGACACGUCUUUACUCAGAUAAGAAACCCGACGUUAUUCAAACUGAUUUUGAAAAUAUAUGUACGGCUGCAAGCCGUAGUACGUCUGUAAGCUCUAGAGAAACUUGUAUCUUGGACAAAAGUGCAGAAUGGGAUCACAACUAUUCGAGAAAUAAUGUUAGCAUUACGAUCGAAAACGAUGGGUCAGGUAUAUUUGACACUCAAAACCCAAAUCACGUGACUCAAAGGGCACGUUCUCAAUCAGAUAAAAAAUGCAAAUUUAUUCUAAUUGAUUCAAAAAAUAUCGUUAUGUUAUCGCCUAUCUCACACACGUCAACUAAUCUCAACUCUAAAAAGGAAAUAGAUUUUGCUGCAAAAAAAAUACAAAAAUUAUCGACAAAUGUAAAAAAUAUGAGAAAGAAGAACAAAAUAUUACAGCAGAAGUUGAGAAGAUAUAAGAAAAAAAUUACUUCAAUGAAAGAAAUGCUUAACCGCGUGCAGAAUAAACUGACGUCGGAUGAUUCUUUGCACGUAAUAAAAGAAGACUUUAUUGAGGAAGAUUUUACGUUACAGAUUUUCGAAAAUAAAGUUAAAAACGAAGACCGAUAAACUAAAGGUUAACGUUACACGGAUGAGAGUUAAGGAAAUUUUCAUCGAAAGAGAUCACGCGUGCACGCUUGAGUUUGACCAUGAUAUUUCGAAAGGAAAUAUGGGGUCCUCUGAAACAAUAGAUGAUAGGCACAUCUACGUAUGGAAGCACGGGGGAUCAUUCAGAAAAGGGAAUCCGUCUAAAGACGACAUCGCACGCGAUUGGAAUAUUGACUUGUUUUUGUUGGUUUCAAUAGGCGAAACGAAAGUGAUCUGUUGGAUCUUUUUUGAAAAGCACGUUACGAGCGACAAGGCUCAGGUAGUAAAAUCUACAAUUACAUAAAUAUUAGCUGACUAGCAUGAUCUACCCAUAAGCUCUUUUAACAUGUGAUAUAUUAAUCUAAGUUUUUUAUAAUACGUGAGUUGUUCGUUACAUGUAAAUACGUAUGAGAACUACGUUGUUUAUUUUCUCAUCCGACAAAAAGCUACAAAAUUUUUUUUAUAUAGAUCUUUGUCACAUGUGUCAAACGUUGCAAGAAAUACUAGCUAGACUAGGCAAAAUAAAGUAAUGAGGGGGUUAUAUCAGAUGGCAAUAUAUUGUUGAGUUGCAUACGUUACAAACGCGAUUAAAAUAAAAAAAUAAUUUAUCUGUAUAUUACUAGGAAAGAUGAUAAAAUAAAAGUGAAAUACGCUGUCUA